Messenger RNA from Geodia barretti, 1977 nucleotides. NCBI's taxonomy places the organism in Eukaryota, Metazoa, Porifera, Demospongiae, Tetractinellida, Geodiidae. The record is from the annotation of a GenBank genome assembly.
AUGCUGCUUACCAUCGACAUCGGCAACACCGCGGUUACCAUCGGCGUGUUUCGGGACGGAACCGAUGACGCAACGGAAACUAAUGGAACAAGCCCGGCAGCCCGGUUGCUGACGACGCUGCGGGUGGCGACCGACUCCCGCCGGUUGGCCGACGAAUAUGGGAUUUUGCUGAAAAGCCUGCUGGAGUUUCGAGGGAUCGACACCAACGAAAUCAGCGCGGGCUGUAUCUGUUCGGUGGUGCCGCCCCUUACCGGGAUGUUCCAGGACGUAUGCCAAAGCUUUUUCGGCGUGGCGCCCCUGGUGGUAUCGACACGGAUAGAUCUGGGGAUGCCGGUCCGUUACGAUAACCCGCGCGAUGUGGGGGCGGAUCGAAUCGUGGAUGCGGUGGCGGCGGUGGAGCUGUAUGGCGCUCCGGCGGUGAUAGUUGACCUGGGGACGGCUACAGUGUUCGAUGCGGUUUCGCGCGAGCGGGAGUAUCUGGGCGGCGCGAUUGCGCCGGGAAUCAAUCUGUCUGCCGACGCCCUGUAUUACAAUACUUCCCAGCUGCGGCGCGUCGAGUUGGUGGCCCCGGAAAUGGCGGUGGGCCGCAACACGACGACGUCCCUGCAGUCGGGAAUCGUUUUGGGAUACGCCGGGCUGGUUUCCACCAUGGUGGAAAGGUUUAAGGCCGAGAUUGGCGCGGACGCCAAGGUUGUGGGUACGGGCGGCCUGGUUACCGUGAUCUCGGAGCAUGUGCCCGUGUUUGAUGAUAUCAACCAGGAAUUGACGCUGGAGAUGGAAACUGCCCUUGACGGCAAAAACAUUGUGCUGGGCGUUACCGGGAGCAUUGCCUGCUACAAGGCGCUGGACCUGGCGAGCAAACUGGUGCAGGCGGGGGCGAGCGUCGAAACCAUCCUGAGCUACGGCGCCACUCAGUUCGUGUCGCCGCUGGCAUUUCGCAGCCUGACGCAUCGCAGUGUGGUUACGGAUACGUUUGAUGCCAAUUCGGAGCACAGCGUGGAACACGUGACCUUGGCGCGUUGGGCCGAUAUUGUGGUGAUCGCGCCGGCUACGGUUCAUUGCAUUGCCAAGUUGGCGGGUGGUCUGGCGGAUGAUCCGCUUACCACCACGGUCAUUGCCACGGAAGCGCCGUUGCUGGUCGCCCCGGCGAUGGACGCGAACAUGUACGAUCACCCGGCGACGCAGGAAAACAUGGCCCGGUUGCGAAGGCGCGGCGUUGCCAUCGUGGGGCCGGCGCCGGGACGGUUGGCGUCGGGAUUGAUGGGCAUGGGCCGGCUGGUAGAGCCAGCGACUCUGCUGGGACACAUAGCGGCGGAGUUGGGGAGAAACGGCGAUCUGGCGGGGCGUCGGGUUGUGGUGAGCGCCGGCGGGACUCAGGAAGCCAUUGAUCCGGUGCGCGUCAUCACCAAUCAUUCGUCGGGGCGCAUGGGAUACGCGGUGGCGGAGGCAGCGAGGGAUCGCGGCGCUGAGGUGGUGUUGGUGACUGCACCCACCGCCCUGCCGGAUCCGGCGGAGAUGCGGGUGGUGAACGUGCGGUCGGCUCAGGAAAUGUGCGACGCGGUGCUGGCCGAAACGCCGUUUGCCGAUGCUUUGAUAAUGGCCGCGGCGGUGGCGGAUUACCGUCCGGCGGUGGCCGCGGAGCAAAAGAUCAAGAAAACCGCCGCGGACGAAUUGACGAUCGAUCUGGACAAGACGAUCGAUAUCCUGGCGACAGCCACCGGUGAUUUCGUGCGCGUCGGGUUUUCUGCCGAGAGCGAGAAUCUGGAGGCUAAUGCCGCCGACAAGGUGCGUCGUAAGUCUCUGGACCUGAUCGUGGCCAACGACAUUACCGAGGAAGGCAGCGGGUUCGGGGUGGACACCAACCGCGUGGUGCUGAUUGACCGGGAAAUGCAGGUGGAGCGAUUGCCUCUGAUGAGUAAAUACGCAGUGGGGCAUCGCAUUCUGGAUCGCGUCGCUGCGUUGCUGGUGGCAGGGUAA